Colias croceus (clouded yellow) is the source of this 1604-nucleotide messenger RNA. RefSeq lists its product as uncharacterized. NCBI's taxonomy places the organism in Eukaryota, Metazoa, Arthropoda, Insecta, Lepidoptera, Pieridae. Gene Ontology annotation, molecular function: phosphatidylinositol bisphosphate binding. The transcript is spliced from 6 exons. The record is from RefSeq and is a predicted model, not a curated record. Gene Ontology annotation, cellular component: membrane. Bases 57 to 998 code for a protein of 313 amino acids.
ACCGCAGUUUAAAUGAAGCAGUUGUAGUGAGUACACAUAUUCAUCUCUAAGGAAAAAUGGUAGAAAUACAAGGGAAUAAGCUGUUACAAUUACACACAGAUACCGUGGAGUUUGUAAGAAAAAGCAUCAAUUUAGAAAAAGAAGAAGACAGGCGACACGCCAUCGAAAUCUUGAAGAAAUGGGUGGAAAGUCAACCGCACUUCUUGAAGAAGGAUUUUCCUGAUCCCUAUUUGGAGUCAUGUAUAAUAACAUCAAAAGGAUCGAUAGAAAAUGCAAAGAAGCGACUCGACAAAAUGUGCACAGUUAAAACUCUGAUGCCUGAAUUCUUCCAAGAACUAAACCCUAAGAAGGACUUGAACGUAAUGUUUGAAGUUAUAAAUGUAGCAAUCUGUCCAAAAUUAACAAAGGAACAUCAUCGAUUGUUCGUAGCGAAGGCUUUGAAGACACCCACUAAUGCUCAGCAUAUUAGUGUAGUGUAUAGGUUCUGCAUUCUUAUUUCAGAGUACGUAAGGCGGUAUGACUACGUUGAUGGAUUCCGUGUGGUAUAUGACCUGACCGAAGUAGAUUUAGUUAAAUUUGUCUCCAACAUUAAUGUCGUCGAAUUGAGACAAGCUUUCAGUAUUUAUAUGGAUGGCUACGGUAUGAAGGUAAAGGGCAUCCACAUGAUCACACAGUCAAAAGCGAUCGACCUUCUAGUGCAGAUCUUCAAACAGAUACUAAAACCAAAAUUAGCAAGCCGCAUACAUAUUCAUAAGUCUAGUGAUGAAUUGUUUGAUAUUAUUGGAAAAGAUGUGCUACCCGUGGAUUUUGGAGGAUAUGAAAAAUCUAUAAAAGAAUUGCAAGAUGACUGGGUGAACGUUCUAUCGUCGAAAGAUGUCAUGGACUACAUGCGAGAAAUGAGGGGAGCGAAAACUAACGAAAAUCUUCGUCAGAACAAUCGGUUCAACGAAGAGUACGCUGGCAUGCCUGGGACAUUCCGAGUGUUGAGUGUAGAUUAGAAUUUUAUCUCUUAUAUUUUAUUGUGCCCUAGCAUUCCACCCGCGACUUUGCUCCCGUCGUCAAUAACUUAGAAAAUUAUACUAAAAUUAAUGUAUAACAAUAUUAUAAUCUUCAUUGAUAAACACGCUAUCUAUUAAUCCAUAGGUGCAGUACAGUUCUUGAGAUUAUCAUGAAUAGACAGACAAACAGCCAACAGGCACAUGGGACGGAUAACAAUUUUGUUUGAUAAUAUUAUAAUAUGAUACUUAUAAUUUUCACGUUUUUAUAAAUUUGAUUUGUAUAGCUUGGAAAAAUGUAAAAAAUAUAUAUUAUUUAACACGAAACCUUCAGUGCGUGAAGGUGGAAAUUUGGUUUAAUUUGUGUUUAGUUUUUCUUCAAAUUGAAAUAUUAUCUAUUGUUUAUUAUUUCCUUUAUUUUUAUUUUAAAUAUGAUUAAGGAUAAUGAUAAUUUAAAUAAAAACAUAGAAUAGGUUAUGUUAUUUGCAUACAUUUGCAGUUAAUUGGUAUUUUCUGUUGAUAAUAAUGGAUGGAGGGUUUGUAUAUUAUUAUAUUAAAUUAAUUGCAAUGUUAGAACUGAUACAAUUAACAUAAAUUCGUCUUAUUUUU